Schistocerca serialis cubense is the source of this 2082-nucleotide messenger RNA. RefSeq names its product structural maintenance of chromosomes protein 4-like. The transcript is spliced from 14 exons. Gene Ontology annotation, cellular component: chromosome. NCBI's taxonomy places the organism in Eukaryota, Metazoa, Arthropoda, Insecta, Orthoptera, Acrididae. Bases 1 to 2082 code for a protein of 693 amino acids. The record is from RefSeq and is a predicted model, not a curated record. Gene Ontology annotation, molecular function: protein binding; ATP binding. Gene Ontology annotation, biological process: mitotic chromosome condensation.
AUGACAGUACCUAUUACACAGCUCCAGAAGAAAGUUGAGGAGCUCAAAGAAGAGGAAGAAAUAAAAGUGGAAAGCUAUAAAAAUGUUCUGAGAGACAAACAGCAGCUGGAGGGAGCUAAAAAUGAACCGCGUCUUCCGACUUCACUGCCGCCCCCAGGGCAGCAGCAGCAGCCGUCGCCGCUACCACGCCGACAGCCCGUCCAGUUGAUGCCUCCCGCGCAGCUUCAUCCGGGAGCGCCCCCGGUGGUCGCUCCGGCUCCUGCGGUCCCUCUUCAGUCGCCACCGCCUUCGGAGCUGAUGGACGUCGACCCAUCAGCCGGGCCGCCUUCCCAAGCGGUGGCUGUGCAGCCUGUCCUGCAGCCGCUUUCCUUGGGCACCCCCAAGGAGUCUGACACCGCAGCGCCUUGUCCGGCGCCCACUCAGCAGCCGUCGACGCAGCGUCAGGAGACGCUGCCUCUCUUCGUGGGUCCCGACGCCCCAAAAGAUGAUCAAGAGUUAACUGAUAAAGAAGAACAAGAGAAGUCUGAACUUCAGAGACUGCUAGGAGAGAAACUGUCACAAUUAAUUAAUUUUACAGAGAGAGAUCAGCAGGUAAUGAAAAAAGACAAGUUGAACCAAAAGUCUGGAAGUUAUAAUAAUGAAGGUGCUGGCCUGAAAGCAGAGGCUGAAGCAGCUGCAGAGAAGCAGGCAAGAAUGAAUGAAUUGCUGCAAGGUGAGAAAAAACAGUAUGAAGUAGCAAAAUCUGAGUUAGAAUUAUAUGUUCUUCCUGAAAGUACAGAAAAAGAGAAGUUCAAGCUUUUGAUUCAGAAUCUCAAGAAAAUGACUGAACGUCUCAUAAAAACAAAGGAGGAAAAACAACAAAUGCUGGAAAGAUUCCCUGUUGUGGAAAAGGAUUUAAUGCUGGCCAAAGAUGAAAAGAAACAACUGCCACAUGAAGAGGAAAUAUGUUCAAAACAACUGAAUGUUAUUCGAAUGAAAUUACAUGAAGCUCAUCAAACAAUGAGAAAAUCAGUUUCAAGUAAUAAAGUUGUCGAAUAUUUGACGAACUGCAAGUUGGAGAAUAAGUUACCAGGUUUCUUUGGAAGAUUGGGAGACCUUGGUGCCAUAGACGAGAUGUACGAUGUGGCAGUUUCAACAGCCUGUGGUUAUUUAAACCACAUGGUAGUUGGUACAGUGAAAACAGCACAGGAAAGCAUAGAGCUGUUGCGUGGUGGCCAUACUGUGAAAAAAGGUCUAAUGAGUCAAAAAGUACCUGAAGCUCCAGUUACUCAGAAAACUGUGGAGGACCUUGGAAAAAAGAUGCAAGAAUGCCAGAAAAAACUUGAAGAGUUUACUAGGAAAAUUCAUGAGAUUGACAAAAAAAUGUGUUUCCUUACACCAGAGAUAAAUAAUAUGAAAACCAAAACACAAAAGUUGGAAACUGAAAUUAUGACACUUCAGAGAGAACACCCAAAACUCGAGCAUGAAGUAAAGAAUCAGGAAAAGAGAGUGUUAAAAGUUACAGUUGAUCCAGCAAAAGUUGCAACUCUCACAUUGGUUAUGGGGAAAGCCAAAAAAGAUUAUGAUGAUGCAAUGCAAAAGGCCCAGGAAGUGAGUUCAGAGGUGAACUGCUUAAGUAAUGAAAUAGAGGAUAAGAUUAACAAUAGAGUUGGCUUAAUUAAGAAAAAUGUAGAAGAAAACAAAAAGAAACUAUCAAGCAAGUGCUAUGAAAUAACAAAAACAAAAGCUGAUAUUAAAAGAGCUGAAAGAUUUACAGAUGAAUUUGGUAUAGUUGCUCACCCACUCGUUCAGGGUGUCAUACCAAAAAUAGGACUACUGCAGCAACAGACAGAAAUUAAAGUAAACAUGCUUACCAGAUUUGGGAAUAUUAUGAAGAGUAACAAGAAAAUAGAAGAAAUUAACACAGAAAUAGUACACUUAGAAAAUGUGAUAAAUGUGUAUAAGAACCGGAAUAGUUACCUCCUGAACCUUGUAAAGGAUAUAAAUAUUGAGCUGAACAAAGUAACAAUUAACCACCAGUUGUUCAAGUUGACUGCUAUUGAAAUGAACAAAAAUGCCAUGAGUUUGUGUCAACAGUGGUGA